Messenger RNA from Letharia columbiana, 1278 nucleotides. RefSeq lists its product as uncharacterized. Bases 1 to 1278 code for a protein of 425 amino acids. The record is from RefSeq and is a predicted model, not a curated record. Gene Ontology annotation, molecular function: NADP binding; oxidoreductase activity; NAD binding. NCBI's taxonomy places the organism in Eukaryota, Fungi, Ascomycota, Lecanoromycetes, Lecanorales, Parmeliaceae. The transcript has 2 exons.
AUGUCCAACCCCAACCCCACCAUCUUCUUCGCCGGCCUCGGCGCCAUGGGCUACGGCAUGGCCACUCACCUCCUGCGCUCCGGCUUUCCAGUCAUCGGCUACGACGUCUACCAACCCUCCAUGCUCAAGCUGGUCGCCGAAGGCGGCGCCUCGGCCAACACGCCACGCGAAGCGGCCGAAGAUGUCGACUUGAUGCUCGUCAUGGUCGCGAACCACCUCCAAGCCAACCCUCUCCUUUUCGACCCCGUCGCCGGCGCCGUGGCCGCUCUGAAGGAGAACGCGACCAUCAUCGUCUGCUCGACCGUCGCGCCCGCGUAUAUCAAUGAGCUCGAACGGCGUUUGAACGAGCUGCGUCGGUCGGACAUCCGCCUCAUCGACGCCCCCGUCUCCGGCGGCGCCGCCCGCGCCGCUACCGGCUCCCUGUCCGUCUUCUCCUCCGGCGCCCACGACGCCCUUUUCGCGCCCCACGUCCAAUCCAUCCUCGCUUGCUUGAGCGACGGUAGGAAACUCUACCACGUCCCCGGCGGGCUCGGCGGCGGCAGCAAGGCGAAACUGAUCCAUCAGAUCUUCGCGGGGGUGAACAUCGCCAUGGCGAGCGAGGCGAUGGGUCUGGCCGCCGCGGCGGGGCUGGACACGAAGAGGGUCUUUGAGGAGCUGCGUCAGGGCGAGGGCGCCAGUUGGAUGUUCGGCAACCGGGUGCCGUUCAUGCUGGAGCCGGGUCUCGGGCGGUACAGCGCGGUCACGAUCAUCGCGAAGGAUGUGGGCAUCAUUGCGGGUACGGCGAGGGAGGAGACGUUCCCGCUGCCGAUGGUGGCGGUGGCGGAGCAGUUGUUUUUGAGCGCGAUCGGUGCGGGGUGGGGCGCCGAGGACGAUUGCGUCGUUGUGAGGUUGUACUUGCCCGGGAGGCCGCGUCUGGUGACGGAACGGGUUGGUAAGGCGUCUGAGGGCUCCUUGGACCCAACGUCGACGAUCAAUGUGGAUGAUAUCACGGAUUUGAUGGUCGGGGUGCAUCUCGCCGCUAUGAGCGAGGCGAUGGCUUUCUGCGAAACGUUGGGCGUUGAUUCGGCGUUGAUGUACGAUAUCGUGAGUAAUGCCGCGGGCGCGAGUAACGUUUUCGGGAAAUAUUUCGGGCGGAUGAGGGAGAGGGGGUGGGGGUUGAAGGGGUUGGAGGGUGUGAGGGAGAGGCUUACGAGCGCGGUAGCCAAAGUCGGCGAGCUGAGAUACCCGCUCUAUCUCUCCUCCGCCGCCUUGCAGGAGUUUAACCGACAGUUGCGGUGA